AUUCCCGAGAACUGAAAAGUCAGUUUUCAGUAUUUAAUCCCCAUCGCGUGUCACCAAACCUUACUAGAAUGAGACGUUCACAUCUUUCGCCAUUUUAUAACUGACCAUAUGGAAAGUAAUGAACCAUCCAGAACGUUACUUCCCACAUUGCUUUAUCUGUGCAGCAAAGAGCAACAGUGGCUACUCAUUUUUGCUCGUUCUGUUUCUACAGUACAAUGGAAACCAAAACAUCACAGAGAAAUAGCACCGGCUACAGAGGAGUGAGGAGACGGCCAUGGGGAAGGUUCUCGGCUGAAAUAAGAGACUGUGCCAGCAAGAGGAGGCACUGGCUCGGUACAUUUGAUACAGCUGAAGAAGCUGCGAAAGCUUAUGAUUCUGCUGCCAGGAGGCUGAAGGGACCAAAAGCCAAGACCAAUUUUCCCGCAGAAAGCGAACUCCCAGUAAAUAGUUCCCCACAGGAUCUCCCUGAACAAGAACAAGCCUUCGACAUUGAUGAAUUCGUCUUGGAGUUGAUCACCUCGGUUGGGAACAACCAACAUGGUUUUGUCAUUGAGAACUUCAGGGCAUGGGCUAGACAUCAUGUGUUCGGUGACCAUUCAAACGCGAGCACCAGAGAUAUCCCUGUCUGUAUUGGGACAGAUACAUUUCUAUGUCAAUUAUGAACAGUGGUAGUCAUGCAUGAUCGUUUUGUGUGUGUUUCAUAGAGAGAGAGAGAGAGAGAGAGAGAGAGAGAGAGAAUUAACGUAUAUGAUUUACAACACAAGCUACUAUAUGAUGUUUAUUAGGUGCAAGAAGUAACAACAGAAGCAUGAUUCUCUGGUCCAUAGGAAUCCAACUAUGAAUUACGAACUGCACAUACAAUCUGGAAUAGGGUACGUAUAUAUUGAUUGAUUUGGCUUCCGCAACCUGAUCUCCCCUUGUCUGUUUUUGU
Molecule: messenger RNA, 931 nt
Organism: Nymphaea colorata (pocket water lily)
Lineage: Eukaryota; Viridiplantae; Streptophyta; Magnoliopsida; Nymphaeales; Nymphaeaceae
Product: ethylene-responsive transcription factor 4-like
Exons: 1
Coding region: 216-662 (148 amino acids)
Biological process (GO): regulation of DNA-templated transcription
Molecular function (GO): DNA binding; DNA-binding transcription factor activity
Source: RefSeq, a predicted model, not a curated record